AUGAGGACAAGCAGAAAUAUUUCUCUGACAGCGUUUGACUUUAACCGAACUGAGCCUACAGGUGGAGCGUCACGAUGUCUUCUCCUGCGAUUGCUUUGCCAGCGGCACCUCUGGCUAAAAAGAAGGCCAAACCUAAGAAGAAGACAGGCCCUUCGGUGUCUGACCUGAUCCUGAAGGUCGUAUCUGCCUCCUCACAGAGAGGUGGCGUGUCCCUGGCAGCUGUGAAGAAGACUCUGAAAGCUGGGGGAUACGAUGUGGUGAAGAACAAGGCAAGGAUUGCCGUCGCCAUCAAGCGUCUGGUGAGCAAGAAAGUUUUGCUCCGGAGCAAGGGCUCCUUUAAGCUCAACAAGAAGCCUCCUAAACCCCGAAAGAGGAAGGUGGUGAAGAAGAAGAAGCCAAAGACCAAGAAGAAGGCAAAGAAGGUCACCAAAAAAGCAGCCAAGAAGUCGCCAAAGAAGAAGAGGAAGGCUAAGAGCCCCAAGAAAACCAAGAAACCUGCUGCAGCCAAAAAGGCAAAGAAGCCAAAGAGCCCAAAGAAAGUGAAGAGGGUCAAGGCUAGGAAGACCAAGGCUGCAGCCAAGAAGUGAGAGCUGCGUGGAACCAAACGGCACUACUUCUGGGCUUUCACCCUGUGUGGACUAAAACGCAUUCAACAGAACUAAGUUUGCUUUACUGAACUUGCUGUUUCCUUCCAUUUUCUAUUGUUUCUCUCUUUUCCACCUCAUCUGUCAUGAUCAGUCAUAGACUGAAAUGCAUUGUUUAAAAUAAUAAAAUAUUUUUGAUUUAAGCA
Molecule: messenger RNA, 790 nt
Organism: Fundulus heteroclitus (mummichog)
Lineage: Eukaryota; Metazoa; Chordata; Actinopteri; Cyprinodontiformes; Fundulidae
Product: protamine-like protein
Exons: 1
Coding region: 75-587 (170 amino acids)
Biological process (GO): nucleosome assembly
Cellular component (GO): nucleosome
Molecular function (GO): DNA binding; structural constituent of chromatin
Source: RefSeq, a predicted model, not a curated record